Conger conger (European conger) is the source of this 3617-nucleotide messenger RNA. RefSeq names its product long-chain fatty acid transport protein 2-like. The transcript has 10 exons. Bases 158 to 2023 code for a protein of 621 amino acids. Lineage: Eukaryota; Metazoa; Chordata; Actinopteri; Anguilliformes; Congridae. The record is from RefSeq and is a predicted model, not a curated record. Gene Ontology annotation, molecular function: long-chain fatty acid transmembrane transporter activity; long-chain fatty acid-CoA ligase activity.
UACAAUGACCGUAGACCCCAACGCUCCGCCUUCAGAGCAAGAGGCUGUUUAAGCUGCUGUGUCGAGAGGUCGAGAGGCAUUCGACAUACUUAGUCUAGUGGAAAUGCUUCGUGCGUUGCGUUAAGUGUAUCUUGCAUUUUGUCGCUGACAUUUGCUUAUGGAGAUGUACAUUCUCUCUUUAGUUUUAGCCAGUGUGGCUGUUUCCCCACUGGUCCUGAAAAUGUUCUGUCCUUACUUUUGGGAUGAUCUGUCUUAUCUGAUGAAGCUAGUAAGGAUUUUGGUCAAAUUUGGGAAGCGUAGAAGGAGAAAACCGUUAUUCCUUGUUAUGGAUAGAUUUUUUGAGCAAACUUCGAAUCAUCCAGAUAGACCUUUCAUCGUGUUUGAGGACAAAUCGUUUUCUUACCGAGAUGCAGACAAAACUAGCAACAAAAUCGCCAAUGCUUUACAGAAGUACACCGAAUUAAAAGAAGGGGACACGGUGGCGCUUUACAUGGGAAAUGAACCUGCUUUUAUUUUUACCUGGCUUGCGUUGGCUAAACUUGGCUGCCCUGUGGCUCUGCUCAACAACAAUAUUAAGUCGAAGUCUCUUCUACACUGUUUUGGUUGUUGUGGAGCAAAACUGCUAAUUGCAGCUACAGAGCUGCAAGGUGCAGUAGAGGAUGUGUUGCCCUCCCUGCAUGAGCUGGGUGUGUCCGUCUUCAUAAUGUCGAAGGAGUGCAGCUCGCAGGGCAUGGAGAGCCUCGUGGACAAGGCAGAGGAGGCUGAGGACAGACCAAUAUCACCAUCACGGAGGGCGCACCUGACCUCCAAAAGCCCUGCGGUCUACAUCUACACCUCCGGCACAACAGGGCUGCCCAAAGCGGCUUUAAUCAAUCAGGAACGUCUCCUGGUUUCCAUGGCGGUGCUGGCAUCCAAUGGGGUGACUCCAGAUGACGUCUUCUACAUCAACCUCCCUCUGUACCACGCUGCCGGCUUCAUCAUCGGAUUCAUUGGCUGCGUUGAAACGGGGUCAACCAUCAUUUUACGACGGAAAUUUUCAGCCUCCCAGUUUUGGGAAGACUGCAGGAAGCACAAGGUCACAGUGAUCCAGUACAUUGGAGAGGUGCUGCGGUAUUUGUGCAAUACCCCCAAGAGAGAUAAUGACAGAGAUCACAAAGUGAGACUGGCUAUUGGCAAUGGUGUCCGUGCUGAGGUGUGGAAGGAGUUCCUGAACAGAUUUGGCGACAUUCAAGUCCGAGAGUUCUAUGCCGCUACCGAGGGAAAUGUGGGAUUCGUGAAUUACACCAGAAAGAUCGGUGCCAUCGGACGUGUCAACUACUUCCACAGGAAAAUCUUCCCCUACGCACUGAUUAAAUACGAUGCAGAGAGGGAGGAGCCAGUGAGGGACCAGAGGGGGCUGUGCAUUGAAGCUGAGAAAGGGGAGACGGGACUUUUGGUUUCAAGGAUAACAAAGAUCGCUCCUUUUGUUGGGUAUGCGGGAAAUGACCAGCAGACGGAGAAGAAGAGGCUACGGGAUGUCUUUCAGAAAGGAGAUCUGUACUUCAACACUGGAGACCUGCUGAGGAUCGACCACCAAAACUUCAUCUACUUUCAGGACCGUGUCGGCGACACCUUCAGGUGGAAAGGAGAGAACGUGGCAACCACUGAAGUGUCUGAUGUCCUAGCUAUGGCUGACUGUAUCCAGGAGGCAAACGUGUAUGGCGUCAAAGUACCAGGCCUCGAGGGGAGGAUCGGAAUGGCAGCUAUCACAUUAAAAGCAGGAGCAGAGUUUGAUCCCGUUGGCGUCUUCAGCCAGGUCAGCAGCUACCUGCCUGCUUACGCCUGGCCGCGUUUCCUGAGGAUCCAGGAUUUCUUGGAGAUUACUGGGACCUUCAAGCAGAUGAAAGUUAAAUUGGUGGGAGAGGGGUUCAGCCCAUCUGCUGUGUUUGACCCCCUCUACUUUCUGGAUGAGAAAGAGAAGUGCUAUGUACCAAUGACCCAGCAGAUUUACAGUUCCAUAGAGUCAAAGACCAUUAAGCUGUGACUUCUUGUAAUAUAGUUACCUUUUCUGUUGUACAUUAUUCUGAGAAACUACUGCCUUGUGUAACCUAUUUUUAAUUUGCCAACACAGAUUGUCUUUAAUAAAGUGAUUGUAACAUGUAGCAGGAUACCUCAGGGAUAUUAGAUAUUAAAGUAGAUGUUUUCAUGAAUCACAUUAAAUUUAACAAGUAAAACAAUCAUUGAAUUAGUAUUUUGUGAACUGAGUUGCAUUUACUAAACUCGCCUGGGUAUUUCCUUCAUAUUCAGUAGUUAUACUGUAGCUUUGCUGCAAAUGAAACUACAAAUGGGACAAACAUGCGUUAUGCAUAGACAGAGUUAUAUGGAGGAAAUCAUUUUCAGUUCUGUGUUCUCCUAACACAAAAGGAAAAGUUGAUGCCUGACUAUAACUGAAUUGUUUUAUGAAGGUGCAAUAUUUUGAUGGUUGGUACGAAACACUUCACCUUUGGUUUGCAGGUGAAUCAGGGUAUUUAUUUUCAUCCCCCUUUUGAAAAUGUAAAUUUUUACUUAAAUUACUGGUAUUGGAGAGCAGUUCUCAGCUGACUGUGCCUACAGUUUGAGAUAAAGAAAAUAUUGGUGAGACCAUUGUGUGGUCUUAAGCCAGAGUGGACCUAGUGGACUUGAGAUCAUUAUUCACGAUGUGCAUGAUGUACAAGACCAUGAAUAAUUCCGUACAUUGCCCACACAUCUAAAUAAAAUAUAAAUAUAAAAUAAAUUAUCAAAGGUAAACAAAUUAUAUUUUUUGAUAAUGGUACAGUAAUUUAGUCUUUUUAUCCAGAGAUUUCAAUAUUUGUUUAUAAAUGGUAUAGAAGGGUUUGAGUGUAGUCACUCCUUCCUGGGACCAACUGAUUAUGCAAAAUGAUAAAGAAGAGAAAAUCAUUGUGCAGUGAUGAUGUGCAGUGUGAUUGAGCCAUUCACACACUCCAUUUGAAGAUGUAGUUUAGUAACAGCUUGUUCUUUAGUCUUAGCAUGCAAAUAAAUCAAUGGUCCUAAAAUGGAUCCCUGCAGAACACCAGUAGAGAAUAAAAGAAGAGGUCUUUUCACCAAUUUACUGUACUUCCUUGUGAUUAAAUAAGAUUCCAUCCAUCCAUGACAGUGUGUUAAUAGAAAAUCUAAAUGUUUAUUUUGAUCUGUGUCAAAUGCCUUCUUGAAAUCGAGGAGGACUGCACCUCCUACACCAACUUGAUCAAAUCUAGCCUUGAUUUGGUAAAAAUAAAAUAAAAAGCGGUUUGAAGUUUCAGUCGAAUGAUAUUUCCGAAAUCCAAACUGCUUGGGUAGAGAGGAAACUUUUCAUCUGGCCCAGAAUGUAUUAUUACACUGUAUGAUACUUCUGUAAUAUGAAAAACAGCAAAAUGAUAAGUUACUUGGUGCAAUUACUUUUGAUCAUGAAUCAAUAUCCUUUGCCAGAUCCAGGACAUAAUUUGAACAUAUUUACAUUCUGUUUGUUUUCAUUGAUCCUGUAAUUGACAAUUCCUGUUUAUUUUUAGUGUCCUUUUUCCAAAACCUUGUUUAACUCAUCCAAAAUUUGUCAGCUAUUCAUUUUUGCUUCAUUGAUCAGGUCAAUAAAUAAUGUUGCCUUC